Molecule: messenger RNA, 4236 nt
Organism: Mycena citricolor
Lineage: Eukaryota; Fungi; Basidiomycota; Agaricomycetes; Agaricales; Mycenaceae
Source: the annotation of a GenBank genome assembly
UGAACCCUCACAACCCGCGUCCGACUCCAAUUACCUCUCAUCGCCUGUCAAUACCAUCAUUGACCCUUCUGCAUCCAUUGAGCACCUGAUUCGCGCGUAUUCCGUCCUCACUGCGCGCGUCAAGGCUCACGUCACUCUGACUGCUGACCGCGACGCGCCAUGGCCGAUUCUUGCCCCACUACGCCAGAACAGGGUCAUGCUCGAAAAAUCCAUCAUUCGGGAUCUCGCCCGGUGCCUCGUCGAUCCACAGAGCAUGCCGCAGACUGCAGAGGACGUAGAGGAGGAAGAGUCUUUGAGACAGGAGAAUAGAGAGGAACGGGACAUUCAGUCUCUUCUUCCCUCACCGAAGAGAAGUCCGACAAAGAAGAGACGCGGAACAACGGCUAAGAAAGCAAAAUAUGGGCGAGAUUUGUGCACUGUAUGCCACUCGGUCAUGAAGCUUUUGACUACACUCUUCACUCUGCCUGCUGCAUAUAAUGUAUUCAACGUGUGUCCUGUCUCAUGACUUCGCUUUGCCUCUCUUAAUCCUGCUUAGCGUCGCAACUGCGUUCUAUCAUGACUGCGGUCCUGGCUAUCCCUCUCGCCGACGAGCUGCCGACACCCAACGCUCGGAAGACUUACGCUCUGGCCAUUUGGCUCCUUCAAGCUCAGCGUCUUCCCAUCUGUGUCUUGGAAUCUGGCGCAGAUCGUAUCGUUUUCGCUCUUCGGCGUGCUAUCGAAGGAGAGCUGGGGAAGGAAGGCAAGAAAGGUUCAGCGAGCGACGGCCUCAAGGCGAUCCACGAUCUUUCCGUGAUUCAGCCUGCAGUUUUUGUCCCCAAAUUCGAAGCAUUGCUGCCUUCUGUUCUUGCCAAUCUGCUUGCUCCGACGCUGGUUAUCCGAACCCAGGCAUGCCAUGCACUAGGGGGCUUCGCACGAGGAUUGUCGACACUUCCGUCGUCCAGCCUGCACACUCGCGUCUCUGCCAUCACCAUCACUCAUCUUCUCACUGCUUCGCCUUCGACUCCGCGUAAAUCGCCCAUGAAACAAGCAUCUCCGGAAACUACAUCGGCACUUUCCCGCACUAUCCGUACGACACUGCAAGCGACGGAAGUACAACAGGUGGCCCAAGGUCCUGUCUGGGGCUUGAGCGUUCUUGCGGCUCUCAUUGUGCUCGCCAACUCGGCCAUCUACACGAAUGAUCGCGCUCGGAAGAACUUCAAGAGUUUUUUAAACCUGGGUCUGAAACAUCAGAAGAGCACGAUCCGAGCUUUGACUUCUGCAGUCUGGCGAGUUGCCAUGUGGGCUUAUUGUCAGCCUGUUCUGCCAACCGAUGGCGAUGGCGAAUCGGAAAUUGAUGGCGACGGCGAAAAUCCAGAGCCAGCGACAGACAUCGAAUCGAGUCGGGAGUCGUUCUGGAAGGACACCAUCUCGACUGUUGUGGAGAUGGGGACGGGGGUGUCGACCAUCGCGGCACUAUUGGAAGACACCGAUAGCACCGCAGAUGACAUGUUUGAGAGAAUCACAACCAUCUUCCGGGCGAUGACGGGCAAGGGUGGCGAAUCGCUCGAGGCGGCGAUCGACACUCUGGAGCGCAUGGUUUGCUUCGAACCGGCGCCCAGCCAUUGGCGGUGGAACAGAAUGCUCCCACGGGGGCUUUUCUCCGCUUCACCAGGCUUGUUGACGGCUGAUUUCAACGCUUUGGAAGGCCCGGUCCGAGCUGUCAACGGGCAGUGCCCUGAUCUCGAUGAUGUCCGCCCAUUGUCGCGCGAGGAGAUCAUCGAUCCUGUGGUCUUCGACGCCGUCAUCCGGUUGUGGAAGGAGUGUAUCGAGUGUAUCAGCUUGCGGGAUAGCGAUGGGUGUCCGGAAAAGAUUUUGUCCAUCUGGGAAAACGUCAUCCAGCCGAAUGUGCUUGCUUUGCAAGCAGAUGGUGACGAAGACGAAUUGACUGAGUUCGCCAACCGUGCCGUCAGCAUCAUCGUCGACGACCUCCUGUUCGACAGCAAUAUCGAUGUUACGCUCAAGCCGAGUCGCUCCAUCGCUAACGUCCCUGACGGCAAGAACGAAUUGUCUAAUGCAACGCUCAAGCUCAAGAUCGGACGCGAGUUAUGGAACUGUUUACGCAAGUUCAUCACACACGACCAGUUGGUUUCUGCCGGCGGCAGCAUGAUCAUGUGUCUCAUGCAAGGAGAGGACGAGUUCACAGACUCGAGCGUCGCUUCGCGCAGGAUAUGGGCCACAUUUUGCGCGGAUGUCCUUGUUUUGUGUUCGUCGGAGGAUUUGGAGGCUUUCUGGAAUUACCGGAAAUGGAAAUGGGCACCGAGUGUGCGACAGCUUGUCUGGACGUGCCUUGUGAAGCGUUGGAUGGACGAGGGCUCAGCUGCAUUCGAUUUGGAGGUGACAGGCACUCUGAUCUCGAUGCCGUUCAUGCCGGAGAAGACUUGGGACUUUGAGAACCAAGACUGUCAGCUUUGGGAGGUGUAUCUUGGACUUGUGCUGAGUCAGGCGCUGGACCAAGGGCUGGAUACGAACGACGUGUUGGAGCAGCUCUCCAGGAGCAUCAUCAAAGAACACAUCCCUAUAUCAACUACCGCUUCUCGAAUCGCGGACAUUCUGUUAUCCCAUCUGAAGCUCGACGCGGCAAUCCAAGUGCCCGAUACACUGUUUGAAUUUGUCAACGACACGCUUCGGUCGAGCUAUCCCCCCGAGCCGCGGAACAAGCUGCAGUCGCUGUGGACUCUGCGCUCCGUCGGAAAGGCGAUUGACCAAUGCGAUGUGGAGCACUUGGUCGCGCUUCUCGGAGUACUUGCAGAAGGCUUGUCUGUUUGGCUGGUCGACGAGCAUAGGGCCUUGAGUGAUGACGAGUACGGUUAUGACCUCGUCACAUUGUAUGAGAACCUGCUAGUGAAGAUCGCCGAACUUCCAAGCGAGCUUUCGACGCUGAAAUCGGUUGAGUCUAUCCUGGUGGCAGUGUUCAUGCGACCUGAAGGGACUCCCGCCCCCAUGCGAAACGCAUUUGCAGAAUUCUGGUCCGCCAACUACGCUCAAAUGGCUGCGCCCAAGAAUGGCUGGCCAACUGAGAUUCAGACUUGUCUGGACAAUUUCACUCAACCGGCGAUAGAACCCUGGAGCCAGCUGAAGUUGUCGCCUGCAUUCGAGAGCGCAUCGUCGGGUCCGAAGAUCGCUGUUACUAGUGCUUUCACCAAGGUACCGGCCGGGAGUCCCUUCAAGCUUCGCGUCGCCCGUUUCCGAUCUGUGUCGGUUGAGCCUGACGACGAGGAUGGCCUUCCCGUGACUGUGCCCAGCACACCUGUGACAUCGCGAUCUCAGCCUUGUACUCCGUCUCGUCCCCACAAACAAACGUCUUCCCCUUGCCCCUCAACUCCAGAAUCCCCCAUCUUUGCGUAUCAGCCUCCGAGCACGCCUAGUACACCCAAGCGCGUCACGGAUGCGGGAUCACCGAGCAAACGCAGGAAGCUGGACAACAAGGAGAACGAGUCUCCGCGGGUAUUGGUCGCUUCUGUCAUGGAUCGGAUAGCCGCGGUGAUUGGCAAGCCUGUCUCCCCAUCGAAGAAGCGGGCUCGCGCCUCUGACGAGCUCGAGGACGAGCGAGCUGUUGAGCUGAGCCUGAUCCAGUUGUCGGGUAGUCCGGCAGCUAGCAAAAAGCAGAAACGGUUGUCGUUCGAUGGAGUCGAGGUCUCAAAAAUGCAAGACGUCUACGGCGAGAUUGUAGCGCGGGAAACCGCGCCAGUGUCACGCACCCUCAAGCGACGACGCGACGAUCUGUUCAGCGAUGCUCCCAAACCCUCGUCGUCUGAUGAUGAUGCCUUCUUUGGGCAGGUCACACCCCACCAUGUUAUCUCGCCAGCGCUUCGGACGAAGCUGAGACAUGACGACCCACCAAGCAGCGACGAUUCGAGUGUUUUCUCGAGUCCAGUCAAGAGCAUGAUCUCCCGACGUCUGCAGAGAUCUGUGUCUGCUGGAAAAUUAACUUGAAAUUCAAUUUAUUACUGUAGCAUUUGCAUCAAAUCUCGUUUGUUGUGUCUGUGCGAAGAAUUGACAAAGAUACUGAGCCCAUCUGUCGUCGGCAGAAUGUGGUGCGUACCAAGAUAACGAAUUCGAGGUUGGCGAUUUGUUAUACGAAUGCGGAUUGAGUGUCUAAGAGAAUGCGGUCUAGGCCGCCUUGCUUCCCCGCACUCCGAGGACUUCUGAUUCCGAGCACAGCGAAUCAGGUUCGCUGCUUCUGAGGACCCACCAAAG